CCGAAGAAGUGGUAUCGUUGGGAAAAAGGAGCGAGGUCGGAUGUUUUGUUGUGAAUGCGAUGGAAAGAUCACUUAGGGCUCUGAGUAUUGAUUCAUGUGAAGACUCCUCUAACUUGAGUGAGGCCAGCAAUGAAAACACUACGAAGUCAGCGCAAUCGAAGUCAAAUCCUGUAUUGAAGAAAUUGACAAGAAACCAGGACAUGAAAUUUAUGGAAAAUUUCAACCCUGAAACUAGUAACAGGGAGAAACGGAAACUGACACGAAAAAUCAGUCAUGGAGGGCGCAGGCAAGCUGCCAGUUUAUAUGAUGACAGAGGUAUCUAUAUUGCCACUGGAAAGGAUCUUUGUGAUUGCCUAGAUGAGACAUGUGUUGGCUGCCACUUCCCAUGCCCAAAAUGUCGUUCAAACAAAUGUGGGCAGGAGUGCAGAGUCAACAGGAAAUUUGUUUAUGAACAGAUAGAAAUUGAAGGCACUGACAUUGUCAUAAAAAACAAAUUUAAAUGAAAAGUAAACUUCGGCUGCCUUCUUUUGUGAAGAAGUUUUACAAUCUGCGUGCAUGGAAAUGUGCUUUCAGGUUUUAAAAUUUGUGUUAUUUACAGAAAGUGUCUGUGAAGUUAAAUUGUUUUUUAUCAUUACGGAAUGGUUUACCUUUUAUUGAAAUGAGGAACUUCAUUCUCAUAAAAGGAAUAGGCAAUUGAAUUGUGUGAUCGUUUGUUUUGUGAAGUAAUGUAUACAGGAAUUGAAUAUUCUUACAGAAUUAAUAUAUCAAAGUAUGACUGAAAUACUGUGACAUCUUAUAUGCUAUUGGUUUGUACAGCAGAAUCUAAGUUGGAGAUGUCAAUUCCAAUAUUGAUGUGAACAAAUAAAUAUGUAACUCUAA
Messenger RNA from Schistocerca serialis cubense, 879 nucleotides. RefSeq names its product ARL14 effector protein. NCBI's taxonomy places the organism in Eukaryota, Metazoa, Arthropoda, Insecta, Orthoptera, Acrididae. The transcript has 4 exons. The record is from RefSeq and is a predicted model, not a curated record. The coding region runs from base 60 to 503 and encodes 147 amino acids. Gene Ontology annotation, cellular component: intracellular membrane-bounded organelle.